GCUCCAGACUGUCAGUUGUGUCUCAUUAAUCAAGACAGCUUGCUUUAAAGAGAAAACCUUCUGAAUGAAUACAGUCAUGGAUGCUAUGCACGGCUACGGGGUGAGCGCCACCCAAUAUCUGCAGACUCACUACAGUGACGCCCAGGGCUGGUUCCUCUUCGUCUCCUUUGCCGCAGACCUGCGCAACACCUUCUUUGUCUUCUUCCCCAUUUGGUUCCAUCUGAGGGAGUCCGUGGGCAUCAAGCUCAUCUGGGUGGCUGUGGUGGGAGACUGGCUUAACUUGGUCUUCAAAUGGAUCCUUUUUGGAGAGCGCCCAUACUGGUGGGUCCAUGAGACACCCUACUACAGCAACACCUCCAAGCCACAGAUCGAGCAGUUUCCCAUGACCUGUGAGACAGGACCAGGUAGCCCAUCUGGACAUGCCAUGGGAGCUGCUGGAGUCUACUAUGCAAUGGUCACCUCUAUCCUUGCCAUCAUGCUGAGCAACAAGAAGACCAUGUCCAGCACAGCCCUGUACUUGCGAAGUAGCCUCUGGGCGCUUUUUUGGACUGUCCAGAUUUGCGUCUGUCUUUCCAGGGUAUUCAUCGGUGCCCACUUCCCUCAUCAAGUGAUUGCCGGCGUUAUUACAGGCAUGAUUGUGGCCGAAGUCUUCAACAGACAGCAGUGGAUCUACCGGGCCAGUCUGCAGAAGUACUUCAACAUCACACUGUUCCUGCUCUCUUUCGCUGUGGGCUUCUAUUUGCUCCUAAAAGCUGUGGGUGUGGACCUGCUGUGGACCCUGGAAAAGGCCCAGAAAUGGUGCGUCAACCCAGCUUGGGUCCACAUGGACACCACACCCUUCGCUAGCCUGCUGCGCAACAUGGGCACCCUCUUUGGCCUGGGACUUGGGCUUCACUCGCCACUCUACACUGAAAGCAAGAAGAGCGGCAGUGCCCCCUUCAGGAUCAGCUGCAUCAUAAGCUCUCUUCUUCUCCUGCACCUCUUCGAUUCCAUCAAGCCCCCUACCCACACAGCCGCCCUCUUCUAUUUGCUUUCCUUCUGCAAGAGUGCAACUGUUCCUCUGGUCACAGUCAGCAUAAUCCCCUACUGCGUGUCCGGAGCCCUGAGUUUACCGAGCAAGAAGCAGCUCUGAAGUCUCAGAAGGACAAACGAUGAGGCUUCCAUAGGGUUUCCUACCUCGUCCUGAGGUAGAGUCAUUGUCCUGCACAUGUUGUGUUGUCUGCCCUACUUCUGGUCAGGGUUUCUUAAUUAAGUGACAGGUUGGAUCAUGUGUGCUUCAGUAGGGAAAACAAAAACGUACAGGACAGAGGAUUCCAGGCCCAGGGUUGAGAACCACUGAACACAAACUAUUAGCAGUAUUUGGAGGUGCUUCAUUCUUCAUAGUCCAUCAUAGUCCGACAGUAGCAAGCUCAAUGUCAAACACCAACGUGUAGCCGACCUUUGUAGGUAUUCUACACGCUUGCAUUGAAUUCAAGAGACUUUAUUUCUAUCCUCAUAGAAGAAAGCCUUACUUAAGCACUGUUAAGACGUUGUUUAUUACUCAGGACGAUGUUGUAUUUAGAUUAGUGUUUUAUUUAAUCUCAUAACUUAUGUCUUAGUGCCCUUAGGGUGUGUUGAGGAAAGGCUUGGCCUUGAGCCCAAGAGCAUGAAUGCUUUUAGAGGAGGUUCAUUUUUAAGAACUGACAGAGAUGUAAACGGUAUUUUCCUUCAAAGAGAAAAUACUUCCCCAUCUCCAAAUUCCUUGUUUGUCUGUGUAUAUAGAGUUGUGAUUGUUGCAAGUGCAUUCCUUCAAAUUCUAUUUUUGAAUUUUUUUUCCAUUUUUAAUAAAACAUUUAAAACAUACAAAUCAUUA
This is a messenger RNA of Pygocentrus nattereri (red-bellied piranha), 1852 nucleotides long. RefSeq names its product glucose-6-phosphatase a, catalytic subunit, tandem duplicate 2 (gene g6pc1a.2). The coding region runs from base 65 to 1132 and encodes 355 amino acids. The record is from RefSeq and is a predicted model, not a curated record. The transcript has 5 exons. NCBI's taxonomy places the organism in Eukaryota, Metazoa, Chordata, Actinopteri, Characiformes, Serrasalmidae. Gene Ontology annotation, biological process: glucose 6-phosphate metabolic process; gluconeogenesis. Gene Ontology annotation, cellular component: membrane. Gene Ontology annotation, molecular function: glucose-6-phosphatase activity.